Molecule: messenger RNA, 2110 nt
Organism: Zymoseptoria tritici IPO323
Lineage: Eukaryota; Fungi; Ascomycota; Dothideomycetes; Mycosphaerellales; Mycosphaerellaceae
Gene: GTA
Product: GTA glutaminase A
Exons: 7
Coding region: 11-2110 (699 amino acids)
Source: RefSeq, a predicted model, not a curated record
UUCUUACAACAUGAAUUUGCCCAUUCUUCUCUUGUGCACCUUGGCCACAUUGGCCGCAGGUCAAUCCUCAACUUUCUCUCCUUUGAGACCGCCUGCAAUUCCAUUAGCAGUGAGGUCGCCUUACAUGUCAACUUGGCAACGAGCCGGCAGCGAUGGAGGGAAUGGAGGCUACCUCGCUGGACAGUGGCCCACAUUUUGGCCUGGCCAAGUGACAGGGUGGACCGGAAUGAUCCGAGUCGACAACUCGACUUACACCUGGAUGGGUGCUCCGAAGGACGUUCCAGAGCUCGUUACCCAGACUGCAUUCGAGUACACUUCUACGCGCUCGAUCUUCACCAUGACAGCAGGCCCUGUGCAAAUGAAGAUCACCUUCUUGUCCAACGUCACUCCUGAUGAUCUCCAAAGAUCUUCGUUGCCUUAUUCUUACAUGGACGUUGAGGUGCAUUCGCUCGAUGACGGAGAGCAUUCUGUUCAGAUCUACUCGGACAUCUCUGCCGAAUGGGUAUCUGGCGAUAGAGGUGCAGUGGCUGAGUGGUCAUAUGGUGACAUCGGUACCGACCCGGCGAUCUCAUACCACAAGGUGUUUCGACAACAACAACUCGAGUUUGCGCAGGUAGACGACCAGGCAGAAUGGGGAAAUUGGUACUUCGCUACCGCCAACACCGCUGGUGUCACAUUUCAAUCCGGGUCGGAUGUCGAUGUCAGAGGUGGCUUCAUCGAUAAUGGGAUUCUGUCCAACACCAAAGACACAAACUAUCGUCCCAUCAAUCAAGACUAUCCGGUCUUUGGUUAUGCAAGAGACUUCGGGAAAGUCGGAUCAGAGACUCAGGAUAUUCUAUUCCAGCUCAGUCUGCACCAAGAAAACUGCAUGCAGUUCCAAGGACAAAAAGAUACCGUAGCAAAGGUCCCAUGUCUGUGGAAUAGCUACUUCGCCAAUGAGACCGAAGCAGUUGCCCAUUUCUAUAAUGACUACUCCGACGCAAAGUCACUCGCCUCGGACUUCGACUCCAAGGUCUCGAAAGACUCCGAAGCCGCAGGUGGUUCUGAUUACGCCAGCCUGACUACUCUUGCUGCCCGGCAAGCCUUUGGCGCGAUCGAGUUCACCAACAAUCCCACGGACAUCCUCGUCUUCAUGAAGGAGAUUAGUUCAAACGGAAACAUCAACACGGUAGAUGUCAUCUUCCCAUUUCACCCCAUCGCCCUCUACACGAAUCCAAAUAUCUUGAAAUGGCUGCUUGAUCCCUUGUACAUCAACCAAGAAUCAGGCAACUGGCCGAACACUUACUCGAUCCACGACAUAGGUGCCAGCUUCCCGAACGCCACCGGUCACAGCGAUGGCAACGCAGAGUCAAUGCCCUUGGAAGAAUGCGGCAACAUGCUAAUCAUGACACUCGCUUACGCACAGCGAUCCAAAGACACCGACUAUCUCGCCAAACACUACGACAUCCUCAAGCAAUGGACCGGAUACCUUGUCGACGAAGCUCUCAUUCCUGCCGAACAAAUCAGCACAGAUGACUUUGCAGGCCCGGCCGUCAACCAAACGAACCUCGCCCUCAAAGGCAUAAUCGGCAUCUCCGCAAUGGCGCAAAUCGCAACCCUAACCUCUCACUCCGCCGACGCAGAUAACUACACCUCCAUCGCAUCCUCCUACAUUUCCCAAUGGCAAGACUUAGCCAUCUCCAAGGACGCUUCUCCUCCGCACGCCACUUUCCAGUACGGCAACGAGUCGUCGUACUCUCUGCUGUACAAUCUCUACGCGGAUGAAGAAUUGGGACUCGGACUGGUGCCGAAGGAGGUGUAUGAUUUGCAGAGCGAGUUCUACCCGACGAAGUUCGAGCAAUAUGGCGUGCCGCUUGAUACCAGGCAUCCUGCUGGGUACACCAAAGAUGACUGGCAGCUCUUUUGCGCGGCGGUCGCGUCGAAGGACACCAAGGACAUGUUCACCAAGACGAUCGCAAAGUGGUUAGGUGAGACGUUGACGAGUUUGGCGAUGGGAGACUUGCAUGAGACUGUCAGUGGGGACUAUCCUGCUGGGCUUCAAUUCGCUGCGCGACCGGUCGCGGGCGGAUACUUCGCGUUUCUGGCCUUGGACAGUGCGCCGAGCGAGUGA